Molecule: messenger RNA, 4722 nt
Organism: Sitophilus oryzae (rice weevil)
Lineage: Eukaryota; Metazoa; Arthropoda; Insecta; Coleoptera; Curculionidae
Product: netrin receptor UNC5C
Exons: 10
Coding region: 438-3431 (997 amino acids)
Biological process (GO): netrin-activated signaling pathway; motor neuron axon guidance
Cellular component (GO): membrane
Molecular function (GO): netrin receptor activity; protein binding
Source: RefSeq, a predicted model, not a curated record
UUUCGUACGCGGAGCUUGUGCCGCUCGCCCGUCUGAACCGCGCUUAACGUGCUUUCGCGUCGCUAUCCAUAACACGACCGCCACAUUUGCCGCUGUCGAAUUUUGGAAAUUUCGUUUUUUUUUGUCGUAUCGGUGGAUCUUCAGUGUUUGUUAGUGAGUGGGUUUUGAGAAUUCCAGUUUAUAUAGUGUUGGAUAGUUUGACGAAAGUUUGUUUGGGUCUUUUGAGUGUUUGGAUACGAUUUAAACUUUUUGCUUAUUAGGUAGGAUACCGUUCUACUCAAUACCACAAUCAAUACUAUUGUGCCGGGCAACAACCCUCUCGAUUGACAUGUGACAGACAGAAAGACGGUCGAACGUCGUUGCCAGUGAUGUUACACGCCCGCCGCGCCAUCUAGCCGCUCAGGGACGUAGCCCCGCAUCCCCCUGCGACCGUAACCAUGGCGUUUGGCACCCCGUCAGGACAUUCGCUGUCGCUCUGGACGUUAAUACUUGUUUUGGGGGCAGUUCGAGCUAACCAAGAACUACCACUUCCAGAAGACCCACCACCACCAGAAAAGAUCAUACCAUCCACACCAAAACCCACUCCGCCAGAACAAGAUGAACACCUCCUCCUAAACACCGAUCUCCCGAUAUUCCUCGAAGAACCCCAACACUCCUUCGUAGUGAAAAACAGGGCAGCAACCCUCCAUUGCAAAGCGGCGCAUUCCCUUAGGGUUUACUUCAAAUGCAAUGGAGCCAGGAAGGUCGAAGCCAAAGAUUUCGAGUUCGUGGACCCUCAGAAUGGGGUGAGGAUCAUGGAAGCCGAGAUUAACGUGACCAGGGAUAUGGUGGAGGAGUUUUUCGGGCAGGAGAAGUUCAAGUGUGAGUGUUAUGCUUGGAAUGGGAAGGGGACGAUCAAGAGUCAGUCUGCCACCGUGGAAGUUGCAUACCUAAAAAAACAGUUCGAGUCCAACCCGGACCCAGUGAUCAAAGUGGAAAUAGGGCAGCACACCGAACUGAAAUGCGUACCGCCCCAGGGUAUGCCGCCCCCCAGGGUGUACUGGCUCAGAGGGGGGCAAGUACUGCAGCCAGAUAGUUCGGUCCUGGUUACUACCGAUGGGCAUUUGCUGAUUGGUCAGGCCCGGACUCAGGAUACAGGGAAUUAUACUUGCGUAGCGGAGAAUAUAGCGGCAAAACGGAUGGCUCCCACGUCGCAGUUGAUAGUUUUUGUUAAUGGAGGUUGGUCAGCUUGGUCACAGUGGACAGACUGCAGGUGUCCAGGAGACAUACUGGGAGCAGGUAAAAUGAGUACUAGAACUUGCAACAACCCUCCACCCAGCAAUGGAGGCCAGCCCUGCCAUGGAUCCAACGUGAAGAAGAGCAAGGAUUGUGUGACCUGUCCACAAGUUGAACCGCCAAGGUGGUCAGCUUGGUCGGAAUGGUCAGAUUGCAACGAAGACUGUCUAAAGACGAGAAAGCGACAGUGUAUACCAGGAACCGGCUCGUCCAGAAAAAGCUGCAAUGGAAAGGAUGUCCAGACGAAUCCGUGUUCUUCAGAUUUGUGCAGAUCAAUGGAGUUGACUAGAGUCAGAGAAGCCAACAUUCAAAACACUCAAAAUGACAUAUUGCUAUACAUCGGUCUCACCGUUGCCAUAUUUAUGGUCUGCCUGCUGUCCUUUUUCGUUAUACGACUGUACAGGAAGAAGGGACAGCACCAGAGUUUGUACAACAUGGCCGCCAGUGACUACCAUCCAGAAUUUUUUCCCGAACAGGACAAGAAGUCGCUGAGCUUGCAGCCGGACCUGACGCAAACGGUGGCCGCCUGCUACGAGUACCCGUACACCACCCCGGCCACCUCCGUCACCCGCUCCGUCUCGGAACACCACUAUGACGUGCCGCAUCUGGCCUCCGCGUCCGACAUACAGAUGUCGCCGGCGACCAGCUCCACGCUCGAGUCAUCUAGCGGCAAGCGCAGUCAGAUGAGUGGCUGUACCAACAAUUCUGAUUCCACAUACGACGUAGCCACCGAGCAAGUCACCCUGCCCCUCUCCGCACUACCAGCAGCUUAUGCAGUAACCCCCACCACCAGCGGAAACUACACCAGCGCCACAGUCACCCACACCGGAGCCUUCCUGAACCUUUCUGAAUCAGGCGUCAACCUCCUGGUUCCCGAAGGUUCCGUAUCCAGAAGCAGAAAGCAGGAAAUCUUCCUGUCAAUCCUCAACGAAGACUGUUUCAGGCCUAAACUAGCUGAACACCUGACUCAACUUAGCCCCGUAGUUUCCUGCGGACCUAACGUAUCUUUGAACAAAGCAGUUGUCUUAAAAGUACCUCAUUGUGCUGAACUUUCGAGAAAUAACUGGUCCAUUUCGGUUCUUCAAAGCGAUUGCAGCGAUUCACAGUGGCAAAACGCUGUAACUUUGGGACAAGAAACUAUAAACACUAACGUUUUCUGUCAGCUUGACAACGACUCAGCCUAUCUAGUUACAGAAUGCUUAUCCAGGUUUGUUAUAGUGGGUAGGUCGACCAACGGGAAUGCUACCAAAAGACUGAAACUGGCAGUGUUCGCACCCAAACUCUGUUUCCAAACGACCGUAGACUACUGCGUCAGAGUCUACAUCUUGGAGGACACCGAAAGCUCCAUGGAGACAGUAUUCGGCCAAGAAAAACGCCUUGGAGGUUACCUACUCGUCGAACCGCGUUCAAUAACCUUCCAAGAUGGCGGCAACGCUUUGUGCUUAAACCUAGACUCAGUCAGCGAGGGUUGGCAAGCUAAACCCGGCUCUAGCUACCAGGAAAUCCCGUUUGCUCACGUCUGGCAAGCGAACAGCAACAGCUUGCACUGUAGCUUCACGCUGGAAUCGUACGAGGUGAGUCGGAACUUGAACUUCAAGCUCAGGGUUAACCAGAAAGGGUUCGAUUACCAGCAGACUUUUGAUAUAACCUGCAGAGAUGAUGCUUCGGAUUUAAAAACGUCCUCUUCUGCGAAAUACAGCAACGAAUUAGUGCCAAAAAUCUCGAUUCAUAGUGAAACCAGUCGCUCAAACGAUUCGAAAAAAUCGUCGGACUACAAAAGUGCCAAAACCCUUACGUUUGACGAUGGUGGAACUAAAAUAGCCAAAAACCUCAUUGUUACUGACCGAGGUGUGUCUACAUGUGACGAUUUUACUUUUAGAUUAAGCAAACAAAUUAGAAAGCAACUUUGCCAUUGUCUGGAUACUCCAACUCAACGUGGCAAUGACUGGAGAAUGCUGGCCAACGCUCUGAACGUUGACAGGUACAUCAACUUUUUCGCUACAAAACCGUCUCCUACGGACUGUAUUCUGGAUCUGUGGGAAUCUAGAAACAGGACCAGUAACGCCUUAACGGAACUAACACAGAUAUUCACCGAAAUGGAACGGUAUGACGCUGUAAAUAUUCUAGAAAAUUGUUUGGGACCCAACUGGUUGUAAAUCCACACCUUGUUUUUAUUUGUACAUGAACUGUAGGGUAGAUCCAGAGUUUGAGUGGUGUAAAUAUGAUGUAAUAUAAGCAGGAGUAUGUCGAUCUAGCAGUGCUGUAUGUGGAUGUCAGUACUUCGUUUUCCCAGUCCCAGAUCCUCAGUUAGUUCGAUUAGUGUCACCAUGGUGCAACCAGUACACCUUUAUCCAGUUUAUUUUCGACCUUAUGUCGACUAUACUUAAGGUUAAAAAUAAAUAGCAUAGACAGUCAGUAACCUAAUCAGGGCUAUUCUAUAAACCACAAACUAACUUAUAGAUCAUGCCAAAUAAACUUUUAGCCGCGUGGUUAAGCUUAACCGGCACAGCGUUGCCCAUUGUUACAAAUUUUUUUUUUUAAUUAAAAUAUUUUAAGAAACAAAAAUAAACUAAUUAUAAAUAUAUGUAUAAACAGUUAUUAUUUACAUUAACAAAAGUCACCUCCUUAUCAGCACUUUCCCGUUCAAAAUAUUCUAAUAAGGUUGCGAUGAGUUUUUUGCAAUGGCUAUUAAACUAUUUUGUACGCUUCGGACUAAAAGAGGUUCUAAAAAGAACAAUGUUCGACUGAAAGGUCUGCUAGUAAAAAAUUUUAAGCUUAAAGUAUCCCAACACGAUUCAUUUAAAGCAAAAACUCGUAAUACAAAACUAAAAUGUCAAAACGAAUGACAUAAUGUCAGGAAAUAAAUAAAUAAAUGUGGCAAAUUGACAUUUUUUAAAGCAGAGCUACCACCUGAAUCCCCAGCGGGAAAUUUAAAUUCCAGUUAAUCAGCCCGGCGCCGAAUAUGUCCAUAGUUUGCAAUAAUGAAUUUAAAAAUCACUCCCUCGAUUACAUAACUAAAAGUUUAAUUUGUUAUCGCUUAUAUAUCUAUAAAUUAGUCUGUGUAUCAGUAUAAACCUAAUGCUUGAAAUUUAAUAGUAUUUCUUGUCCUGGACAUGUAAAAUAUGACUCAAAAUCUGGAAACCUUUGUAUAUGGCUAAUUUGGCAAACAUUUAUCCUACUGUUUUCUUGUUAUAUUGAUUAGUGAUUAUGUGAUAAGAAAAAUAAGCCAAAUGUAUUCAAGUGGCCAGUCUGAUGCAAAUUUUUGAAUAUUAUUUGGUGUUCUUCUAUGAAAAUAUUUCGACUAUACCCAAGCUUGCCAGAUUAUCCAUAAAUUAAAAAAGUAUGUACUUUUACCCUAUUUAUGUAAAAAGGACCAUUGGUAAUCUCAUUUCUUAAAAACAAAAUUAUUGUAGUUAUUUAAAAAUAUUGGUUGUUAAUAAAAAAAUG